Messenger RNA from Schizophyllum commune H4-8, 984 nucleotides. RefSeq lists its product as uncharacterized. The transcript has 5 exons. Gene Ontology annotation, molecular function: hydrolase activity. Bases 1 to 984 code for a protein of 327 amino acids. The record is from RefSeq and is a predicted model, not a curated record. Lineage: Eukaryota; Fungi; Basidiomycota; Agaricomycetes; Agaricales; Schizophyllaceae.
AUGUCUGUCGCACACCAGCCUCUGGAUCCCGAGGUCAUCCCUCGUCUCGAUCCCGACUACGUGAAGUUCCAUGAGGAGGUGUUGCAGUACAUCGUCCCACCGCAUACGCUGCCUUGGUCGCCAGAGAUCCGCAAUGCGCCAGCUGUCCCGGGCAGCUCAGCUGUGCUCGAUUGCGACAUCAAGGACUAUCCGCUCUCACACACUAGCGUUCGUUCUUUCACGCCGAAGGGCACGCCACCCACGGAGGGAUGGCCGGUGUUCCUCUUCUAUCACGGCGGUGGGUGGACGCUUGGUAGCAUCAACAGUGAGAAUGCAUUCUGCAGCAACAUGUGCGUUCGGGCGAACUGCGUUGUCGUAUCGGUGGACUACCGACUCGCGCCCGAGCACCAGUACCCGAUCGCUGUCCAGGAUACUGUUGAGUCUAUCCAAUGGGUACACUCGAAGGGCAAGGAACUCUUAAACAUCAACCCUAACAAGAUUGCUAUCGGUGGUUCUUCCAGCGGUGGAAACCUCGCCGCCAUCGGCUCUCUAAAAGCCAGCCAACUUGAUCCCCCUAUCCCCAUUGUCUUCCAGCUCCUCAUUGUUCCUGUCACGGACAACACCGCUUCAGAGACGAACGAUAGGCAAAAGUCGUGGAAGGAGAACGAGAAGACGCCGUGGCUGGGCCCUGAGCGCAUGCACUGGUUCGUCAACAACUACCUCCCGAACAAGGAGGAUUGGACGAAGUGGGACGCGUCCCCCAUCUUCGCGCCGGAUGAGCUGGCAGCCAAGUCGCCGAAGACGUGGAUUGCCGUGUGCGAGAUGGACAUCCUGCGCGACGAGGGCAUUGCGUACGGCGAGAAGCUGAAAAAGCUCGGCGUCGAGGUGGAGACGAAGGUGUACAAGGGCGCGCCGCACCCUAUCAUGGCCAUGGAUGGUCGCUUGCCAAUCGGGGCGCAGAUGGUUACAGACGCUUCGGAAGCCCUUACGAAAGCUUUCAAGUAA